Messenger RNA from Orbilia oligospora ATCC 24927, 1611 nucleotides. RefSeq lists its product as uncharacterized. The record is from RefSeq and is a predicted model, not a curated record. Lineage: Eukaryota; Fungi; Ascomycota; Orbiliomycetes; Orbiliales; Orbiliaceae. The transcript has 5 exons. Bases 1 to 1611 code for a protein of 536 amino acids.
AUGUCGGACAUCAAAGCUACAACCGAGGCGCCAUCGGCCGCUGCCCCAACAGUCGAGCCAACCGUAGAAGCAACCCCUGAAAUUAAGCAAGAAACUGCCGAACCAACACCUGUUGAUAAAACUGAGGACCCCGCUCAGACAGAGGCCACAGAACCUGCUGCUGAGAAUGCUGAGACACCAGCCGAGGCUCCAAAGGAGAUCGAGCCGAUCUCAGAGGGUGUUUUGGAAACAAAAUUCCUCUCUGUUAUCCCAAUCUUCUUGAAGAAACACACAUUUUACUUUUCUGAAGAAGCUAUCCCCGAGGAGAAUCUUGGCGAAUACCUAAAGAAGGAAAAGACCAAGGCUGGUCAUGCCACAUACGCGCAUGCCACACAGACUGGAAAGGGUCUCCUAUUCUACACCAAGGCCGACAAGACCAAGCCAAGUGGAAUUGUCAGAUUGGAUGGCGCGGAUAUCACCACCCAAGGUGACAAGAAGUUCACAAUUAAGAGCGCAGGACACGAACUUCAAUUGGAGGCAAAUACCGCUGCUCUCCGUGAAAGAUGGGUCCACACCCUAAAGAUCAAGGUCGCUGAAUCCGAAGGCAUUCAUGCUACCACAUCCGAGACCGAUGGAUUCAAAGCUGCCCUCGAGAAGCUCACUAAGCCAGCCCCUGUCGUCGCAGCCAAGAAGGAGGAGCCAGUCGAUGCUAAGAAGGAAGGCGAAGAGGCUGAGGAGACCCCUGCUGAGGUUACUGCCCCAGUUGUCGAGGAAGAAGCUGCUGAAUCUUCUGCUCUUAAGCCGGAAGAAGAAAAGAAGGAUGAGAAGAAGAGAUCGUCCUCGAGAAAUCGCUUGAACAGAUUCUCCUUCUUCGGCAAGAAGGAAGAAAAGAAGGACGAAGUCAAGGAGGAACAACCACCAGUCGCCGAGGUAAAAGAAGAAACCGCUCCAGCAACAGCUGAGGCGCCUGUGGUUCCACUCCAAGAAACCGCUCCAGUGAUCGAAGAGCCAGCACCAGUUGCCCCUCAAGCCGAAGCCACUCCUACCGAGGAGCCAAAGGCUGAAACAUCCCCUGUCACUUCGCCGAAGGCCUCCAAUCGCAAGUCCUUCUUGGGAGGUCUCUUUGCGAAGAAAAAGGAAGAAAAGAAAGAUUCUCCAGCUGUCGAAGAAGAGGGCGAGGCCAAAUCGCCAGAGGCUGUCCCUGAAACCGAAGCUCAAAUUGCCCCUGCUACCCAUGAGCCCCUCCCGGAUGCCGGUGAACAGCCAGUUGCUGUCGAGACCCAGGAGCCCGUCAAGAGCGACACCGAGGCCGAAUCCCCGCGUGAGCGCAAGCCUAGCGGUAUCUUUGGGAGCUUAAGGCGGGACAAGUCUACCGACGGAGAAGAUAAACCACGCCGAAGUCUCAGCUUCUGGAAGAAGGAUAAGGAGAAGAAGGGUAAGGAGGAAGCCCAGCCCACCGCCAUCACCGAGUCCGAACCUCAGGCAGAGGCUACAACCGAAGAGCCGGUAAAGACAGAGCCGCUAAGCAUCGCACCCGUUCUUCCCGACGUUCCUGCCACCGAGAGUGAGAAGAAGAUUACCGAUCUUCCUACUGCACCUGCUGUCACCGUUGGAGACGGAUCUAAGGCUUAG